AACAAACAUAUAUAAUUCUGUGAGUCUUGGUCUUGCUUUGUGGGGAGUGCUGUUUCUCUCUUAUGACUUGGACCUUUUGGGCUCUGUAGCAUUUUGUUUUGCUAUAAACUACAAACAAAUGGAGCUCUACCAUGCUUUGCCCUUCUUCUGCUACCUGCUGGGAAAGUGCUUCAAGAAAGGCCUGUUGGGCAAAGGGUUAUGGCUGUUGAUGAAACUGUCUUUUAUUGUCAUUCUUUCUUUUGCAAUCUGCUGGCUCCCAUUUUGUACAGACAUUGAACAAAUUUUGCAAGUACUCAGAAGGCUCUUUCCUGUAGAUCGAGGUUUGUUUGAGGAUAAAGUAGCCAAUAUUUGGUGCGCUGUAAGCAUUCUUUUCAAAAUAAAGACAAUCCUGACAAAAGAUACACAACUUAAAUUAAGUUUUGCUUUAACAUUCCUGACUGUACUUCCCAGUUGCAUGAAACUGACUCUGCAACCUUCGCUCAGAGGAUUUAAAUAUGGCUUGGUUUGCUGUUCAUUGUCUUUCUUCCUCUUCUCAUUCCAAGUGCAUGAAAAAUCUGUUCUUCUUGUUUCAGCACCAGUCUGUUUAGUAAUACAUGAAAUUCCUUUUAUAUCUACGUGGUUUCUUCUAGUUUCAACUUUCAGCAUGCUUCCUCUUCUAUUAAAGGAUGGCCUUCUUUUGUCUUACAUUGUCACAAUGUUGGCUUUCCUCCUGGUGUGUACAACUUCUUUUUCAAUAUUUGAAAAAACAGCUGAGGAAGAUCUGCAGUUAAAAAAACUUUCCAGUUACCUAAGGAAAUACGCUACUUGGCUUAAGACAUUUUCAAAAGUUAUGAAGAGUUUAUUUUUCAUCUCAGUAACUCUGAUGAGCAUCCUGACUUUAAUGAGUGCCACAGUGGAACCUCCAAAGCAUCUACCAGAUUUAUUUCCAGUAGCUGUGUCUGUUGUAUCCUGCUUACACUUUCUCUUUUUCUUGCUGUAUUUUAAUAUCAUUGCAAUGUGGGAAUCAAAAGAUGGUCGAAACCAGAAAAAAAUAAAUUAAUUUCAAGUGCCAACUUGAAAAAUUAAUACCUCUUACUUGGAACAUACCAUUUAUGUUUCUAUAGAGCUUUGCCUUAAAGCAUUCUAUAAUGAAAGGCAAUUCUUUUUGUCAUUUCAUGUAUUUUCUAAGAAAAGCCAGAUGAAAAUAUUUACAUGUUAAUAUGUGCUGUUCACAAGAGACUUGUGCUUACUCCUCUUUUCAGUGCAGUAAAAAAAGAACCCUUGACAUUUGAUAGUAAGUACAAAAUAAAUCCAGAAAAUAAGAAGCAUCUCAACAAUCUGUGCAAGUUUAUUUUAAACAGAUAUAAUACCCCAAUAAUUUAAUAAUGUUAUGAUUGGUUUAAUGUACUUCCCAAAAUAAAACAUGUUGACGUUACUGAUUGUAUGUUACAGCAAUUACUCAUGUCUAUUGCUACUAAGUGCUAUCUCUUACAGUGUAUUUGAUUACAUAUAAUAAAUUGCCUUAUACUAAAUUUCCCAUAUCCUCUCUAUUAUAAGCUUAAAAUCAUCAAGGUCAAGUGUCAAGUGAUUCAGUAUCAUCGUUCAUCCUUUCCUGACAGUCUUAUUUCAGUAUUAACCUCAAUAAUAUCUGAAGGCCAUAACAGGAAUUACAAUGUAUAAAAGGUUCCCCUCACACAUAUAUGCUAGUCAUUCCCGACUCGAGGGGUGGUGCUCAUCUCCGUUUCAAAGCCG
Molecule: messenger RNA, 1731 nt
Organism: Thamnophis sirtalis
Lineage: Eukaryota; Metazoa; Chordata; Lepidosauria; Squamata; Natricidae
Source: RefSeq, a predicted model, not a curated record